Molecule: messenger RNA, 1566 nt
Organism: Solea senegalensis (Senegalese sole)
Lineage: Eukaryota; Metazoa; Chordata; Actinopteri; Pleuronectiformes; Soleidae
Gene: stard10
Product: StAR-related lipid transfer (START) domain containing 10
Exons: 6
Coding region: 707-1495 (262 amino acids)
Molecular function (GO): lipid binding
Source: RefSeq, a predicted model, not a curated record
CAAGCUCAGCCUCUCUCCUCCUUCUCCUCCUCCUCCUCUUCCUCCUCCACCUCCACCUGCCACAGCAGAGACGCAGCGAUGGAGAGACGCUUCUAUUCUUUAUAAGCCCACGAAAAAGAGGAAGAAGAAGGAGAAGAGAGCGAGAGAGAGAGAGAGAGAAAGAAAGAAAGAAGACCGAACAACAGCUAGGAGACAGCGCGCGAGAGAGGCGGAAACAUAUGGUUUGUCAGAGAAGCAGCUGUUGGUGUAAACUGCUCAAACUUAUUCCACUGCCGUUGUAAACUGCCUUUAAAGGCACAUUUUCCCAUUCGUUUUUCUUCAAUUUGGACAUUUCGUUGUCUGAUUUUCGUGCGAUCUCACCUGUGCGAGUCUGCGCUCGCUCACACCUAGGGGUUCGCGUGUUUAAAUUGUGCGGAGCUUGGUUGCGGUGGGAGGAGGAGGAGGAGGCGCGCGCGCACGCUCGCACCUACUCACGCGCACACAGACCAUCACAAGACGCGGUGCGGCUUCUUCCAAGGAGGAAAUUGAAUUAGACGCGUUCAUCCCACAGAAGAAGAAGAGAAGGUGGAGCACGGCUCUCUCAGGCUGCACUCUGCUUCCACGGAUCACCGUACGUUUCCUCGGGGCCCAGCAGGAGUCUCUUCACACCCCUCCACUCCCGGCUCCCCUCUGUCCACCCACUUUAACUCCCCGGUAACAGUAAGCCAUGUCUGGACACACGGUGACCAUCCCGGACGACCGGGCGUUCGCCAGCUUCAAGGCCGAGUGUCUCUACGAGGAAGGCUGGAGCAUGAGCUGCAACAAGGGGGGCAUCACGGUGUGGACCCAGGGUCUGGAAGAAGGGAAGUCCGUCCACAAAAUCAAGUGUCGGAUGGUGAGCAAGGACGUGUCAGCCGAGACCAUGUAUGAUGUUCUCCAUGACAUCGAAUACAGAAGGAAGUGGGACAAAAAUGUUAUCGAGACCUUCGAUAUAGGGAAACUCACAGUCAACGCGGAUGUUGGUUAUUACUCAUGGAAGUGUCCACAGCCUCUUCGGGACCGUGAUGUCAUCACACUUCGCUCCUGGCUGCCAAUAGGGAAAGAUUAUAUUAUCAUGAACUACUCUGUUAAACAUGCAAAAUACCCGCCGAAAAAGGGGAUUGUGCGAGCUGUGUCCAUUCAGACCGGCUACAUGAUACAGACCCAAGGACCCAACCAUUGUACCCUCACCUACAUGGCCCACAUAGAUCCACGAGGUUCAUUACCUAAGUGGGUUGUCAACAAAUCUUCUCACUUAUUUGCUCCCAGUGCAAUGAAGAGGAUCAACAAAGCCUGUUUGAAGUAUUCUGAGUGGAAGCAGAGACACAACCCCAACUUCAAACCCUGGCUCUACCCAGAGCAGACUACACUUCCCAGCAUCCCACUCUCUGAGCUCAGCAUCCAGCGUGCGGAGAGCCUGGAGAAUAUCGAUGAGAGCUCUCUGGCUGAGGCCCAGGAGAGAGAAGACAGCGACUAAUGCACACACACGCACAAACACACACACACGCACACACACACACACACACACACACACACUGGCAGGAAUAC